UCAGGCAACAAUAGAAAAUCACACUUGUCAGCGCGCUUUUCUGCAAAUUCAAAUUCUUUACUACUUUUUCCAUUCAAUUCCACCACACCAGUUAGCGCCUCUUUUCUCUCACCAUUUUUCAUUUUCAAACCCUAAAAUUUCAAUUCAAUCACCCCCAAAACUUUCUUUCUUCAUUUUCUAAUCCAAUUUACCCCCUUUUUAUUAAUCUUUACAAACAUCAAUUUUUUCAAAAAAAAUUUCAAUUUUUCUUGAUUAUUUACAUAUGGAAGAUAGUAUUGUGGCUGGAUCUGUAUCCAAGAAAAGGGUGUGUGAAGAUUCUGAUCAAGUUCAAGAAUUUGAACAAAAAAGAGCAAAAAUUCGAGACCUUGAAUCGGUUUUUCGGUCCGAAGGGAAAAUAAAGAGUAAUAUUGACUCUGCAAUUGAUCUAAAUGCUAAAGAUGAUAAUCCAUCAUCUGUUGAAGAUACAAGUCAUUUGAAAGAAGGAACCAAUUUUGUGAAAUCGAGGGGUUUUCCAAUUGAUUUGAACUCGGAAGAUGUUUCGAGUUCUAUGAUUCAUGAUCCAUUUCUUCCGUAUAAAGAUUAUGAUUUUGUGAAACCACGAGAUGCUUUAUCCGAAUGUGGAAGUACUUGUGGUGUAGGUGGAGAGCCAGACUCGAUGAGGCGUUGGAAAGAAAUGAAACAAAAUGGGUUUCUAUCGUCUGCUCAUGGAGGUGUUCCGGUGCCACAGAUACCAAAGCCACGUGGGAGAAAGAAAGGGAACGAAGCAGUGAUCAAGAAAAAGAUAGAGAUUGCAAAGAAAGAACAAGUGAAUAGAUUUGCAAAAGUGGCUGCUCCAAGUGGACUUUUGAAUGAAUUGAAUCCCGGGAUUAUUAACCAUGUAAGAAAUCGAAAACAGGUUCACUCGAUCAUAGAAAAUCUUGUGAGAUCUGCAAGAAAAGAUAAUAAACAUAGUGGAAGUAAGCAAGAGAAUGGGAAAGAGAGUGGUCAAUAUGAUGACCUCCGAGAACAUAAUGAUAUGGUAACGAGUAAUAGAGAACUAGGUGUUAAAAUGAACUAUUAUUCUUCGCACAAUAAGUUAGAAUGUGGAGAGGAUAUACUUGCGUUAAAACUGUUGCCCUCAACAAACACUGGAUCAGGAGUUACGAGCUCUUUGUCCAACGACGAGUCAGGAAAUCUAUCUACUGUCAAUUCUCUCUCAGUUAAGGCUGCAAGUGUUGCCUCUCAAUGGUUAGAACUUCUUCAUCAGGACCUUAAAGGCCGUCUUGCAGCACUAAGGCAUAGUAAGAAGAGAGUUCAAACUGUAAUUCAAACGGAACUGCCACUCUUGGUAUCACAAGAGUUGGUUUCCUACCAAGAAAACUAUCAUUCUGAAAAUGGUCACUUAGUCAAGGGAACUGUUGACUUACAUAAAACGAGAUGGGGUUCUCUUUUUGAUCAGAUGGAAAACGCUCUUUCUGAAGAAGAGACUAAGUUGGAGAACUCGUUGAACCAAGUAAAUGAAAUGCUGAUACAUUGUGAACAUGGUCUUCUCCAAUUUCAUCCAGAAAAUGUCUUGCAAAGGCACACUAAUGACUACAGAUUUUUGAAAGCAGAAUCAAGCCCAUACAAGGAUUUAGCCGUACCAGCUGCUGCUGCCGCCAUCUACUCGACAUCUAACUUUUUGCAGUCAAUGGAAAAUCUACCAUGUUUCUGACAGCUGUUGAUGUCCAGUAGUAAUUUGUAACAAUUGUAGUCUAAUUAUAGUUUCUGCUUUAGUGCAUACUAGAAGCCAAUCGUGAUGGUUUUUAGUGUAGUUUCUUUGUAACAUUUAGAUCUUGAAUUCAUGUGUGGUUGUAUUAGUUUUUUCAUUUUAUUGAUUUUUUAGCAAAUAA
Molecule: messenger RNA, 1871 nt
Organism: Erigeron canadensis
Lineage: Eukaryota; Viridiplantae; Streptophyta; Magnoliopsida; Asterales; Asteraceae
Exons: 7
Coding region: 263-1693 (476 amino acids)
Source: RefSeq, a predicted model, not a curated record